Nerophis ophidion (straightnose pipefish) is the source of this 3558-nucleotide messenger RNA. RefSeq names its product zinc finger protein 135-like. Gene Ontology annotation, molecular function: DNA-binding transcription factor activity, RNA polymerase II-specific; RNA polymerase II cis-regulatory region sequence-specific DNA binding. Bases 79 to 1200 code for a protein of 373 amino acids. The record is from RefSeq and is a predicted model, not a curated record. Gene Ontology annotation, biological process: regulation of transcription by RNA polymerase II. NCBI's taxonomy places the organism in Eukaryota, Metazoa, Chordata, Actinopteri, Syngnathiformes, Syngnathidae. The transcript is spliced from 2 exons.
AGAAGAAGAAGAAGGAUUAUAUGGUCUCUUGGUAAAGCGCACAGUGGCGGUUUUUAUAAUCAAGUGUUAACAUUCAACAUGUUGAACGAGCUGGUGAAGGAGAGACUCGCGGCGGCAGCUGACGAAAUAUGUGGCCUGUUUGAAAGAGCGGUCGCGUCGUACGCCGAAGAACUUUCUCGAACAAGAAAGGAAAACGAGCGACGACGACAACAACUGGAAGAGAUGUGCCAGACACACAUGGUGGUGCACCUUGAAGACCUCCGGCAGCAGAUUGGUCGUCAAGAUGAACUUCCCCCUCCGCCCCAGGAGGGGCGCCCCACUUUGAAGCAGGAUUAUCCACAGCCCACCUUCGUUAAAGAGGAGGAGGAACUCUGGAUCACUCAGGAUGGAGAGCGUCUUCUUGGACCAGAGGAGGAGGAUGAUCUUGCCAAGUCGCUACAGACUAGUAUUUCUGUUAAGACCGAAAACCAUGAAGACAAGCCCCCAGAGUCCUCACAGCGUCAUCACAGUCCGAGUGAGGAGAACAAAGGGGCGGAGCCUCCAAGCAGCAGCUGUCCACAACACAUCACAACAGAAGAUGAUGAAGACCACUGUGGAGGAUCACUAUCGAAUAGUGAUGACACGACAUCAUACUAUCCUAAAGAUGGGGACGCCGCCAAAGAACCUUUGAGCAGCGGUACAGACUGUAUCCAACACCUUGUACGCUCUAAAAAGCAGACGGGCAAAAACCAGGGGACUUUGGGAAACGUUCACCGGAGAACUCACACAAGAAACAAACCCUUCAGUUGUUCAGUCUGUGGUAAAAGAUUAACGGAUAGGUCAGCGGUGGCGUCGCACAUGAGGACGCACACCGGAGAGAAACCUUUCAGCUGUUCGGUAUGCGGUAAAAAAUUCUCCCACAAGUCAACCAUGGUAACGCACAUGAGAAUACACACGGGAGAAACACCUUAUAAUUGUUCGGUGUGCUGGAAAAGCUUUUAUAAUAAGUCAUCGGCCAUAAGACACAUGAGAACGCACACGGGCGAAAAGCCUUUUAGUUGUUCAUUUUGCGGCGAAAGGUUCUCUGUGAAGUCCAACAUGGUACAACACCUGCGAACACACACGGGAGAAAAACCUUUCAGUUGUUUUAUUUGUGGUAUAAGAUUCUCGCAAAAGUCAAAUAUGACAAGACACAUGGCGAGAGCACACAAAACCUUAUGAUUGUUGUAUAUGUGGUGAAGUCUUCUCUUCAUAGCCACAAAUGGGACUGCUGGGUUGCAACUAGAGAUGUCCGACUAUGGCUUUUUUGCAGAUAUUCCCAUAUUGUCCAACUCUUCAUUACCGAUUUCAAUAUCAACCGAUACCGAUAUAUAUACAGUCCUGCAAUCAACACAUUAUUCCAUCUUCUUCCGCGUAUCCGAGGUAGGGUCGCGGGGGCAACAGCCUAAGCAGGGAAAUCCAGACUUCCCUCUCCCCAGCCACUUCGUCUAGCUCUUCCCGGGGGAUCCCGAGGCGUUCCCAGGCCAGCCGGGAGACAUAGUCUUCCCAACGUGUCCUGGGUCUUCCCCGUGGCCUACCGGUCGGACAGUCUUCCCAACGUGUCCUGGGUCUUCCCCGUGCCCUAAACACCUCCCUAGGGAGGCGUUCGGGUGGCAUCCUGACCAGAUGCCCGAACCACCUCAUCUGGCUCCUCUCCAUGUGGAGGAGCAGCGGCUUUACUUUGAGUUCCUCCCGGAUGGCAGAGCUUCUCACCCUAUCUCUAAGGGAGAGACCCACCACACGGCGGAGGAAACUCAUUUGGGCCGCUUGUACCCGUGAUCUUAUCCUUUCGGUCAUGACCCAAAGCUCAUGACCAUAGGUGAGGAUGGGAACGUAGAUCGACCGGUAAAUUGAGACCUUUGCUUUCCGGCUCAGCUCCUUCUUCAUCACAACGGAUCGGUACAACGUCCGCAUUACUGAAGACGCCGCACCGAUCCGCCUGUCGAUCUCACGAUCCACUCUUCCCCCACUCGUGAACAAGACUCCUAGGUACUUGAACUCCUCCACUUCGGGCAGGGUCUCCUCCCCAACCCGGAGAUGGCAUUACACCCUUUUCUGGGCGAGAACCAUGGACUCGGACUUGGAGGUGCUGAUUCUCAUACCGGUCGCUUCACACUCGGCUGCGAACCGAUCCAGUGAGAGCUGAAGAUCCCGGUCAGAUGAAGCCAUCAGGACCACAUCAUCUGCAAAAAGCAGAGACCUAAUCCUGCAGCCACCAAACCAGAACCCCUCAACGCCUUGACUGUGCCUAGAAAUUCUGUCCAUAAAAGAAUGGGUGACAAAGGACAGCCUUGGCGGAGUCCAACCCUCACUGGAAAUGUGUCCGACUUACUGCCGGCAAUGCGGACCAAGUUCUGACACUGAUCAUACAGGGAGCGGACCGCCACAAUCAGACAGUCCGGUACCCCAUACUCCCUGAGCACUCCCCACAGGACUUCCCGAGGGACACGGUCGAAUGCCUUCUCCAAGUCCACAAAGCACAUGUAGACUGGUUGGGCAAACUCCCAUGCACCCUCAAGAACCCUGCCCAGAGUAUAGAGCUGGUCCACAGUUCCACGACCACGACAUUAUUAUGCUUAAUUUUGUUGUGACGCCCCGCUGGAAUGUGAAGCGCUUUGAGUCACUAGAGAAAAAGUGCUAUGUAAAUAUAAUUCACUUCUGUCAGGUUCGAAAACUGAUGACAUCUAUUAAACAGACAAGAAGCAAGGAAUCAUGCAGAGACAAAGUUCAAUUUAGAUCAUGAGGAGAACGCAUGGAGCUGCACACUUAGUCGCAGUCUUGCCCUACGCUCUAAGGUUCAGCUCCCGCGUCCCUCUAUUUAUUCAGGAGUUCCCCAGUCAACAUCACUGAGGCCGCCUCUAAAAGAAGUGGUCACAUAUAUCAUGCAAAGCAGCUCCAGUAUGCACAAUACAUGACGGAACGUGCUGGUCCUUGUGAUUUUGCCUCGUCUCUGCUUCGUCUGCGUGUUGUCGUCUUAUCUUUGUUGAAGUUCCUUAAAGUCCUCGGCUGUUAGCGGGCUAAAACAAAAGAUAACAUCUUUGGUUGGGGCCACCCCUCAGACAAGAAGUUUUGUCCUUGCACAGAUAGAAAAAAGUACAGCUUGAGCCCAAUAGCUAAUAACUAUAGCAACGGAUUUUAAGCAUACUAAAGAUGUGUGAUAACUUACACAAUUAUUAUAACAUUUUCACAUUUGUUUUGUUGUUUACAUUUAUUUAUUUGUUUGCUGAUAUGUAGAGGUUAAUAUGCGUCUUUCUUUUCGGAGACUACAUCUAUGUAACUAAAUUGUUUGUGUUUGAAUUUUGUCUCCUGUUUUUUUUUUUUUUUUAAAGCAAAUAAUGCUGACAAUUUUAUUGAAUAAAAUGUGUGUGCAAAAUGUAUUGAGGUUAAUUUAUGUUUUCAUCACAACUGAACACGCUGCUCGGAAUGGUUUGCACCAAAGAAACCCAAAUUCAGAAGCUGGUACUUCUUGUAUUUAAGAGUAUUUACAUCAUUAUGUUGUGUCGUUAGAUUUUUUUUAAAUAAAUAUCCUCAAAAACUUGA